Pecten maximus is the source of this 6641-nucleotide messenger RNA. RefSeq names its product NACHT and WD repeat domain-containing protein 2-like. Gene Ontology annotation, molecular function: protein binding. NCBI's taxonomy places the organism in Eukaryota, Metazoa, Mollusca, Bivalvia, Pectinida, Pectinidae. The record is from RefSeq and is a predicted model, not a curated record.
UGUGUAUUCGUUCUGUCGUCACAACCGCUGUGAAUGGUGGACAACAUAAACGUAACAGACUGUCACCACGGUUAACGGAGAUAAUUCCUGUGUGAGGAUGUAUCGGUAUACUGAGGGAUCAUUCACCGUGACACCCCAACCGUCAUUUAGGGCGGGACGAGACACACCUGUAUGACGUUGACAGGUACAAAUUUCCUUAUCGGACCGAUAUUCUAGGACUAUCAUCGAUGACGAAGAGAAAUAUCAAAGGAUGACUGUGUUUUCCUAACUUACCUGGAAAUACCCGGACUUCCUUUGGAAACCGGAUACAAGCACUUUAUGGUCAAAGCUUAAGGCUUUUAUAUGUAAGCAGAUAUCAUUCUUCGUUGAAAUGUGUGGAAGCAACAUUUCCAAGACUACAGUUUAACCGAGAUUCGGAUUAUGGAAGGGGGGAAUCCCCCCGAGGGUACGGCCCCGGAGCCCGGGGGUCAGGCUGGGGAACUACCCCCCGAGGAACAAGAGAAACUUCAAAGAGUGCUGUCAGGAUGUCUUGGAAAUCUACCGGCUCUAAGUUCAAAAAUUGUUCGUAUAUUUACCAGUUCUACGUUCACAGACACAACAAUUGAGAGAAAUGCGCUCAUGGAAAAUGUUUACCCGAAGUUAAAGGAAUAUCUUCGAGAAAGAUAUGGUUUGGAAUUCCAGGUCGUGGACAUGAGAUGGGGAGUUCGAGACGAGGCUACAGACGAUCACAUGACCACCCAAUUAUGUAUGCAGGAAAUUGACAACUGCCAACGUCUUUCUAUUGGUCCAAACUUUGUGGUCUUCCUGGGUCAGAAGUACGGGUACCGACCAUUGCCGACAUUCAUUGUAGCCACGGAGUUCGAAAUGAUUCGGGAAUGUGUUAAGUCCGUAAAGGACGAGAUUGAUGUCCUUGACAAGUGGUACAUGAAGGACGAAAACACUGUGCCAGCCGUCUAUGUCUUACAGCCAAUCAGCUCCAUACUUACAAACUUCAACAAUAAGAGGCAUCAGCGGCUACAAGAACUUGACCAAAAUACCUGGUGGGAGACGUUCCUAAAGCUACAACGGAUAAUGAGAAAGGCCGCUCAAGUACUUUUUAUAACGAAAAAGCUUGACCGAGAACAGAUGCAUAACUACUUCAUGUCGGUGACGGAGAGGGAAGUUGAACGCGGUAUCCUGAAGGCAAAUAACGUGCAGGAUCAUUGCCUCGCAUACGUCAGAGAAAUCGCAAACAUUAAUCCAACAAUGUAUCGUUUUGCCUACAAAUUCGUGGACUUUGCUGCUCGAAACAUUGACGGGGAGGCGCAGAAGCUCCUUCAAGUUCUUCGUGACGAAAAACUGACAAAGAAAAUGCCAGAAAGCAAUUUAGUUCGUUUCAAAGUAGAAUGGGGUAGAGAAGGAAUUGACAAAGACACACAAGAAUAUUUAGAAAACUUUACAAAUCACUUCCAUACUUCUAUCGCCAUGCUUGUGGACAAUGCUAUGGCAAAACAUGAAAGGUUAUCUAGUGAUCCAGUUUUCACGGAAGCCCUACAGCAUCUGCACGCAUGUACAAAAUAUUGCAAAGUAUUCCAAGGACGUGGGGACAUUGUAAAGAAAAUAGAGGAGCACAUUGUGGGUCCUUCUAACAGACCGUUCGUUCUCCAUGGAGAAAGUGGAUGUGGGAAAACAUCUUUGACAGCCAAAGGUGCAAGUCAGAUAAAGUCAUGGUUUCCUGAAGACAGAGAGCCGAUGCUAGUCAUUAGAUUCCUUGGUACGACGCCAAAUAGUUCCAGUAUCAUUCCCCUGCUAACCAGUCUGUGUAAACAGAUAUGUGUGCUGUAUGGCUCGCAAAUGGAAGAGAUCCCAGACGAACUGGCACCGCUGAUACAUCACUUCAAGACACUACUGAACCUGGCAACAGAGGAGAAACCUUUAGUAGUGAUCCUGGAUUCACUUGAUCAAUUAUCGGGUUCGGAUGGUGCACAUCAACUCGCAUGGCUUCCAGCUCAGCUACCACCUAAUGUCAAGAUGAUUCUGUCGACUUUGCCUCGGUUAUACGGCAUACUGGAUACUAUCCGCAUUAUGAUUGAACCAGAAGAGAACUAUGUCGCAGUGCUUCCCUUGGGAGAAAACUUAAGUGGUACAAUUUUGAAGUUCUGGUUGAAGAAUGCAAAUAAAGCAAUCACUGAUGCACAAUGGGACUUGGUCAAUGAGGCAUUCACAAAGUGCAAUCUUCCACUCUUCGUAAAACUUGUGUUUGAUCAAAUCUGCACGUGGAAAUCAUACACAAAACCGAGUACCACCAUUCUUCAGUUCACGAUACACGACAGUAUUAUGAAACUAUAUGAAAGAAUUGAGAUUCAGCACGGGAAAACAUUAGUCGCACACGCAUUUGGAUACAUUACUGCUGCUAAAAGUGGCGUGUCAGAAUCUGAAUUAGAAGAUCUGCUUUCCCUGGAUGAAAAGGUUCUAAAUGAUGUGUACCAGUACCAUCUUCCGCCUGUACGAAGGAUUCCUCCUUUGUUGUGGACGAGAAUUCGGAGUGAUCUUCCAGGCUAUCUCAGCGAGAGGGAGGCUGAUGGAGUCAACGUCGUCGGUUGGUACCAUCGACAGUUUAUCGAGGCGGCAAAGGAGAGGUAUUUUAGGAACCUCAAUUUUGUGAGUACCGUUCAUGCAAACCUUUCCGAGUACUUUCUUGGAAUUUGGGGUGGCGGAGUCCCAAAACCAUUUGAAUACACAGAGGGCCAACGUCGUAUGUUUAAACUUGACGAAAUGAAAGGAGAAAGCGACAGAAAGGUGCCUAUUCAGCGACUAGUGUUCUCGUCAGAUGGUACUGUCACACGCUUCAAUCUUAGAAAGCUAAGUGAGCUACCGUACCACUUGGUACGAUCACACCAGUACGAAGAUCUCUACGCAACUGUUCUGUUUAACUACAAGUGGCUCCAUGCAAAGCUGAGUUCAAUGCCUUUGCAAUCCGUCCUGGCUGAUUUCGAAGAUCUCUUGGAACAUGUCUACCAGAAAGAUGUUAAACUUAUUGCAGACGCAAUUCGUCUUUCCAGUUCCAUUCUCAGUCAUUACCCAGAUAUGCUUGGGCCUCAGAUCAUCGGACGCUUGCUUCCAUAUUACCAACAAAACACAAACAUAAGAAGUCUGAUUCAGCAGUGUGAUAGUGAUGGCUUAGAGGACUGUGCCUUAGUUCCAGCGCAUCAUUGUCUUCACACACCUGGUGGGCCCCUGCAAUACUCAUUAGAGGGACAUCCAUUUGCCCCUUUCGGUAUUGGUACGACCUCAAACGGCCGUUACCUUGUAUCAGUGUCUAACAAAUUCAUCAUAUGGGAUCUUUCAAAUGGAGAAGUAUUCAGAAAUGUCGUGCCGGGAAUAAACGGCAUAAUGUCAAAUCUUUCCAUUUGUGAAAAUGACAAAUACGCCGCCAGCUUCACAAACAACAAUCAGGUCGUGAUAUGUACAAUUAUGACUGGUGAUUAUAGAAUCAUCACACCCGUUAUGAAUGGGAAAACAGCCUCAAUUAUUGGAACAUUUAUAUCCAAUUCUCACGUGGCCAUCUGGACCAGUCAGGAAUGGUACUUAUACAGUACCAAUGGAGAGCUAAUAUCGAAACAUGAUACCCCUCUCAAGAUGCCUCUACUGGCUGUAGAUCUCGGCAAUGAUGAUAAAACGUACCUGAUAUGCAAGUCCGGUACGGAAAAUGAUACUGAAAUGGCGCUGGAGGUACAGGAUCAGUCAAUCGAGCCGUUUGAAUUCCACAGUGGCAUUGCUGUGAACAAGGAAAAGAAUAUCCUUUAUACGUGCAUAGAAAUCAGUGACAAUGCUGUGGCAGUAUACAAACGCGAAGAUAGUGUUUGGCGGUAUGACCGCACUCUGGGAGACAAUUUCGACAUCGUGUUUGCGUUGACUCUUUCUGAAGAUGAAAACUACCUGGUUGCAACAAUUGCGCUGGGUUACAAGCUCUGGAACCUAAAGACAGAUGCACUUGUGCAACUCAAGUUACCACCGGGAACUCGAAAUAUUCCCACUAAAAACCAACUCAGUACUUUGGUAGUGUUCACUAAACACAACCAUUUCGUCGUGGCUGGUGUGAGAAAAAACAUGUAUGUGUGGGACACGAAACAAGGCAAUAUGGUGAAGGUACUCGAUGCUCACUUUGGUAGAAUUAUAUCAUUGCGGGCGGUUAGCUCGGGCUGUAACAAAGUGAUUUCGUCUUCCAUAGACAAAACUAUCAAGGUUUGGAACUUUGAUAACAUUUUGGAAGAUGUUCACUCAAUUGACCGAAUGGAAAAGCCGAUUGAAACUAUCGAUCUUGCAUCAGAAACGCAUUAUGGUGUUACAACGAGUAGAAACUGCAUUGGUGUGUGGAAUCUCGGUACCGGUAAACUUGAACUGUCUCUUGAGACAAAAUCGGUCGUGUCACUGGCUGUCAUAACGAAAGAUGGAAAGUACGUGGCAGCUGCAGAAUCAGGAAAGCUUCUUAUCUGGGAAGUGUCACAAGAAACGGCGUCGAAAGUGAUUCAACACAAAGACAUUCAACAACUUUUAUUGAAUGAAAGCGACACGCGAGUGAUAGCGCUUGCGAAGGAAGGGUUCAACAAGGGAAAGGUAAUAACAUAUACCUUCCCUGAAGGAGAGCCAGUCUAUACAUUUGAGUACAAUCUCAGAGUCAUGAAACCCGGAGUACUAACUAUAGACGGAUCGUUCUUUGCGGUACUUGCCACUGAUAAAACUGGUGACGUACUUGGUGUCUACCAUGCCAAGUCAGGAACGCAUUUGUACAACCUCGGACUCAAAUAUAACAACUAUAAACCAGUGCAAUCGAUGAGAGCAAUGAGACAUGACCCACACCAAAUUGUGCUUGUCGACGAAGAAAAGGGAAAUGUCAUCGAUCUCAAGAAAAAGACCGUCCCACGGUCGGUGAGUAGAUGGAAUGGUAUGGCUAUGAAAAAUGGAAAGUUUGGGUUGUACGCCCCGAACAGAGGGGGUCUACAACUGCUAGAACUGAAAACGGGGAAGACGGUUAGAACAUUUAUUCCGCGAGUGGCUGAAGGGGUGUUUAGCAUUGAUGUACUAUUUACGCAGAAUGACCGUCAUGUUGUGUAUUAUCACUCAGGACAUCGUACAAUUAGAGUCUUUCGUGUGUCUGAUGGCAAAAUGGUUGCCAAUUUCAAAGCGCAUGCGGAGGUUAAAGCCAUGGUGAGCACAGCGGAAGGCGAGACCGUUGUGAUCGGAGCUGUGGACGGGAGCUUCACAGUUCUAUCGAUAGCAGAUCCUGAAUAUGAGGAAAGUGUUGAAUUUCUACAGUGUCUGCCGAGUAGGAACUUACAAACGAACUCUCCAAACGGGUAUCGAACAAUGAAUGGAGACGUUGUGCAAGGAAAGAACAGUAUGGGCACUGCCCUACAGGUAGCUAGGUUUGUUGCAAAAGCCAGACAGGCACAAAAGUCAAGAGCAUGCGUGAUAUCGUGAAUAGUAACAUGGCGAAUCUUAUUCUGAACUUCAGUGGGAAAUCUAUAGAUGCCGGCGUGAUACAGUGGACUGAAAACGGUUGGCAGAAUGAAGUUUUGGCAUGUAUUUUGCAAUCUCAUCGUGUAUGCAAUUCCGACCCAGGAUAAUCUUCUUUCUGCUUGAGUUGCGAGGCAUUUAGAAUGCCGUCCCCGUGUAGACUUCUCACUACAGACUAUGCUUUAAAGCAUUAGUGUUAUUUCUUCUCGGAACUUCAAGACAUCAUUUAAAAUAGCUUUAUCGAAAUUCAUCAGACUGGUUUCGAUGGCUGACAAUGAUGGCUGCAUUCGCACGAAUACAGGCAUGAAUGAACUGUGUAUUAAUUUAUACUAUUUAACGUUGCCAAACAGAAGCAUGACGCCUGUCAUGGCGUGCCCUUCGUUGCAGCUGAGAGAUUGUUGCUAUCAUAUAAAGUGUAUGUACAGUUGAACGGUAGUCAGAUAAAACAAUUAACAUGUGGAGAUCGUGUAAAAUGAUGUUAGAUAUUCGGGAUGUAGCUGAUCAUGUGCACCUGACAAAGAUAUUGAUAAGAACAGAGAAAGGUCGAUCAUCAACCACAGUGAUUCUAGUCGUAUUAUAUCAGAUCGAAAUCAAACCGGAAACUUGCAUUGCGCAUACAAUGUAUGUGGUGUUCGACACGCAUGUUUCCGCUUUUGUCUGGAUAGAGCUCCUCAACAGCGCAUGCGCGUGCUUCAUCAUUUGAAAACACGACAUUUACUGGUUGUUACUUGUACGCAUGUGUAAUCGCCUUAGACGGAACAGCCUUUAAAUGGUUGAUGAUCGAGCUCGCUCUGUACGUGUAAUUAUAUAUAUCGGAGGCGAGCUUUAUAUUUGCUGUGUAAGAUGUAAAAGUUUAUAGUACGUCCAAGUAUUACGCCAUAGAUAUAUGAAAAUACGAUGCUGGUACAGAAUCAUAAAGUUUUAGGAGGUUGUGGUGCAUUGGUGCCAAUCAGUAUGUCAUUCGACAUUCAGUAUAAAACUUUAUAACAUGUACAGUAGUACUCUUAGUGAUGUCAUAAGGAAAAUAUAAUGAAAUAGCCGCAUUUGUUAAAAACUAACUGAUGUUAUUCUUCAGCCUAAAUUUCACAACAUAUACCAUUUAACAUGCUUUUGUUCAGAAUGUGAUAAAGUUACUUUUAAAUUAA